CUCUUUUCACUACAUCACCUAGGUUUAUUACCUACAUCACCUUCUCACCUGCGUUUCUUCCCCAAACACCACCCACCCCAAAAGAACCACCGUGUCGUGGCUGCCAUAUCCCUCCCCACUCGCGUUCCUCCCCCUGCGUGACUGAAGCAGUCUCCUACUGCCGGAAGCCCCCGUGUUUCUCUGACUCGCCCACUUCUGGAAGACGCCCUACAACCGCCUCAUCUCCUCUCCUCUACUGCGCACUGCCGCCGUCUCUGGCUCUCCUCCCACCGGCCACCGCUAGUGCAUAAUCUCCGGCAUAGCUCAUUGAGGCGGGGUACUUUCUAAAGUAAUAGCGAUACGAUUCAACUUGGAGCUAGUGAGGAGUGCAUCGAUCGAAAUUAGUAGCCCCCGUUGAUAUUGAAGUGGCUGCCGCCGCUUAAGCCGACAAUUUACCUUCACUACUUUGGUGACUCCGACCGUUUCUUCUUUUCUCUCUCAUCAUUCUUGCUUCACAAAGAUGGACUCCAUGGUUUUCACUUCAUCUUAUGUAACUAAAUCAUGCUUUCUAAAGAGCAAAGCAAAGGGUGGAAAUGUCAAAUUUUAUGUUCGUAGCUCAAUUGCUUCAGCCCCAAUGAACUUGCAAUUUUCCGAGAAGAAUAAUGUGCAGAAAAGUGUACGAAUUGGUGUUCUUGGUGCUAGUGGUUAUACUGGUUCAGAGAUUGUUCGUCUGCUCGCCAAUCACCCAUAUUUUGGUAUUGCUUUGAUGACUGCGGAUCGAAAGGCUGGGCAAUCAAUUGCUUCAGUAUUCCCACAUCUGGUCACCCAAAACUUGCCGAAUUUGGUUGCUGUCAACGAUGCUGACUUUUCAAAUGUUGAUGCCGUGUUUUGUUGUUUGCCCCAUGGUACAACCCAGGAUAUAAUUAAAGCUCUUCCUGGCUCGCUAAAAGUUGUUGAUCUUUCCGCGGACUUCCGACUGCGAGAUAUUGCUGAGUAUGAGGAAUGGUAUGGUCAGCCUCAUAGAGCACCAGAAUUACAGAAAGAAGCCGUAUAUGGUUUAACGGAAAUAUUAAGGCAAGAGAUUCAGAAUGCUCGGCUAGUUGCCAACCCUGGUUGUUACCCAACAACGAUUCAACUGCCUCUUGUUCCCUUGUUAAAGGCUAAUCUUAUAGAGUACAGUAACAUAAUUAUUGACGCAAAAUCUGGUGUGAGUGGGGCAGGACGUGGUGCAAAGGAGUCUAAUCUAUAUACCGAAGUAGCUGAAGGAAUUCAUGCGUAUGGCGUUACAAGACAUCGUCACGUUCCUGAAAUAGAACAAGGGCUGUCAGAUGUCGCGGGGUCAAAAGUAACUGUCAGCUUCACUCCACACUUGAUGCCGAUGAGUCGGGGUAUGCAAUCAACCAUAUACGUUCAGAUGGCUUCAGGGGUGACAGUUGAUGAUCUCUAUGAACAGUUAAAGGCGUUCUCUGAGAAUGAAGAGUUUGUUUUUUUGUUGGAGAAAGGCGUUGUUCCACACACCCGAAAUGUCCGUGGAUCUAACUAUUGUUAUAUGAAUGUCUUUCCUGACAGAAUAUCAGGGAGAGCAAUUAUCAUAUCAGUUAUUGAUAAUCUUGUAAAGGGAGCAUCAGGUCAAGCUGUACAAAAUCUCAACUUAAUGAUGGGAUACCCGGAGAAUACAGGGCUACUCUAUCAGCCUCUCUUUCCUUAAGGCCUAGCAGGUACACUGUCAAUCGGCCAUGGAUUGCGAAUUGUGCUGAUAUUAAUUAUUCAGUGAUGGUGAUGAUCUCUUGUACCAUGCAACAAAAUCCAUCUAUUCUCUCAUCCGUAAAAGCUUUGUUUACUUUCUGUAUCGUGUAGUUUUGAGACACACUGUAUCCUGUUUAAGAUGAGGUUGCCGUUUAUCUUUUGGCUGCUAUACUGCACUCCCCCAAAACGGACUAUGGAUUAUGUUACACUGCACAAUUUCUAUAUGAAGUUAAGCACAUUUGUUUUGGUGCGAAUUUA
Spinacia oleracea (spinach) is the source of this 1983-nucleotide messenger RNA. Its product is annotated as probable N-acetyl-gamma-glutamyl-phosphate reductase, chloroplastic. The coding region runs from base 500 to 1687 and encodes 395 amino acids. The transcript has 17 exons. Gene Ontology annotation, molecular function: N-acetyl-gamma-glutamyl-phosphate reductase (NADP+) activity; NAD binding; NADP+ binding. Gene Ontology annotation, biological process: L-arginine biosynthetic process. The record is from RefSeq and is a predicted model, not a curated record. Lineage: Eukaryota; Viridiplantae; Streptophyta; Magnoliopsida; Caryophyllales; Amaranthaceae.